CAACCUCUCGACCUCGAAGGCGAAGUCGGAGUUCGCGUACUUGGAAGCACCGCACAGCAGCAGCAGCAGCAAUGGAGGGCGAGAAGUUGUGGAGGAUCUUGACGGCGAUGGUGGUGCUGUUGCUGGCGACCGCAUCGCACCACCGCCGCGCCCGCGCCUUCCAGUCCGACGAGCUCGUGGUCGAGCAGGACGACGAUCUGGGGGCGAUCGGUGGAGGAGGAGGAGGAGGAGGAGGAGGAGCGGGAGGAGGGGGAGGGGCCGGGGGCGGAGGGGUCGGGGUCGGGGUCGAUCCGCUCUCGCCGGCCCGGUCCCGGAAGAGGUACUCCGAUCACCACGCCGCCGAGUCCGACUCGAAGGUCCAGUUCCCCCUCGAGCACGCCUUCGGCGACUCCGAUUUCUCCCCCGCCGGCGUUUUCUCCGCUCGCCUCAAGACCUGGUCCCACGGCCCCCAGACUCUCACCAAGCUGCGGUUCUCGAGGAAUGCUCUCACCGAAGUCGACAAGGAGAAGUUCCAGAAAUUGCUGCAAGAAGACGACUUUUAUAGGAUAAGACUGCCGUCCAACGUUCUGAGUCCUCCUGGGAGGGACUACAUCGUUUCUUCCAUCAAAGCGAGAUGUCUUCCACGUGAUGGUCUGGAUGAGCAUUUUGUGAUACAUAUGGAUGGUGUUAACAUCUUGGCUGUUAAUUAUGGUCCUCCUGGGGCAUGCCCUUAUCCUCGCCAGCUGAAACUACCAGCGAAGUGGUCGUUCAAUUCGCAUACUAUUUUAAAGAACAGUGAUCUGGCACCAAGGACUCCAGUAUUCGUGGAAGAGAUAUCCCUUGGAGAGAACGGAGAGGCUGAAGUUGUGAAGCCACCGGAAAGAUCAUUUUGGGCCAAAUAUUGGAUGUACGCGAUCCCUCUCGGACUUGUAGUCAUGAACGCCGUAACACAGGCGAUGAAUAUGCCUCCUGAGGAGCAGGCGGGUGGCCAGUCAGCAUCCCAACCACAACAGGGUGCAGCCGGAGCUCAGCGUGGUCCAACAGCCGUGAGAAGAAGAUGAAAGAUGGAUUCACGGGGGAUUUUAGAUUUCGUUCUCGAAUAGAUUUCUUUGCAGAAUUGGGGAUGUCAAGAUGGCUCGACCACUUCAUCACCCGUCGUAAAACACGUCAUAGAGCGGGUUGCUGAGCCGAAAGUAAAAAGACUCAUGCACUGUCAGCAGGCUUGCCUAGAUACAUUAUUCAUAUCUUGAUGGCACGGUGGAUAUGGGACAAUGGUUGAACCCUAUACUUGUUUUCUGUUCCUACCUGGGGAAAUCAAACGAUAGCGUAUUGAUAGUCCAUUUGUUUCCCGAAUUAA
This is a messenger RNA of Syzygium oleosum, 1336 nucleotides long. RefSeq lists its product as uncharacterized. The record is from RefSeq and is a predicted model, not a curated record. The coding region runs from base 72 to 1040 and encodes 322 amino acids. NCBI's taxonomy places the organism in Eukaryota, Viridiplantae, Streptophyta, Magnoliopsida, Myrtales, Myrtaceae. The transcript has 8 exons.